CUUCGAAACGCACGCGCAGACACUAUAGCUUACCCCGCAACUCGAGGACCUCGGCAUCUUACGGCCAUGGAAUGCUCAUCAUCGCAACAAGCCUGAUCUAAAAAGAAAGGAAUAGAAGUUCUUCUUCAAGAUACCGCCUCGUACAACCAACUGGAUAAACAUCUUGCGAACCAAGGACCACUACAGACGUUCUGAAAUGUCUCAACCAUCGCAACCUGUCGCCCUGGUCGUUGGCGCAUCUCGCGGCAUUGGCCGUCAAGUCGCUAUUGACCUGGCUAAAAAUGGGUUCAAAGUCGUUGUGGCAGCUAAAUCCGUUAGCGAUGCGACAAAGAUGUCUCCUUUCCCCCCCGACCCAAAUUCUAAACAGUCAACUAUUACCACUGUAGCUCGCGAAAUCCGUGAAGCUGACGGAGAAGCAACGGCGAUCCAGGUUGAUACGAGAAGUCCUGAAAGCAUCAAGAAUAUGAUUGAGUCUACGGUGAAGAUGUACGGAUCACUGGAUGUGUUGAUUUAUAACUCAGGCGCCAUUUGGUGGUCCUCGGUUGAAAAAACGCCCCUACAGCGCUUCCAGCUCCUUUCCAGUGUGAACAUGGAAGGCUUAUACGCUACUGUCCAGGCUGCGUUUCCGUAUUUCGAGCGUAACGGCUGGAAGGGCCGGAUCAUAGUAGUCAGCCCCCCCAUCUACUCUCGCUUCUUCAGAGGAAAGACAGCGUAUGCAAUGGGAAAGGUCGCAAUGUCUGUACUUACAAAAGGAUUGGCCAUGGACUGGAGAAGAGAAGGUAAGAAAGACAUGGCCAUCACCAGCAUCUGGCCUGCUGUGGGUAUUCAAUCAGCAGCAACGCCUGACCCAAAGCUGCUGUCUGACUUGAGAACGCCGACAAUCUUCUCGGAUGCCAUCCUAGAGAUGCUAAGGACGCCCCCAGAACAGAUCAGCGGAUGUCUUGAGCUUGACGAAGAUUUUCUCCGUAAGAGAGGAGUAACUGAUUUCUCCAAAUACAGCGUGGUGCCUGGCGCAAAUCCGCGACGGAUGCUCCCAGCUACACUUCCAGUAUUAACAGUGCCGGAAGAGGACGAGGAGGUGUUUCGCGUCGAUAGCACAAAGACAAAAUCCAAUUUAUAGACGGAGGAUAUGUCAAGGACCUGAUGUAUAAGUUAUUCUUAAGAAUUUUGCUAUUAAGUUCUUAUAUCACAGUGCGUCAUUACUAGGAAUGGUAGUCAAGACAAUAGUUGUAUCCCUGAAUAUGAGUAUAUGACUCAGUUAGGGUUUCCUUAUGAUUAAGCAUUAUUGUAUUUAGGGAAUGACCAUCGAGACUACGCUCUAUCUGAGAGUUUCUCUAAAACUUUUGAAAAGUUGGUCAGGCAUUUCGUGAGCGUUCAGGCGAUCAAUUAUGCCUCACAAACAAGACAACAAGGUAAUCUACUAUUGUAAAUCACCGAUAGGCCAAGCCU
Molecule: messenger RNA, 1449 nt
Organism: Fusarium redolens
Lineage: Eukaryota; Fungi; Ascomycota; Sordariomycetes; Hypocreales; Nectriaceae
Product: short chain dehydrogenase
Exons: 5
Coding region: 197-1120 (307 amino acids)
Molecular function (GO): oxidoreductase activity
Source: RefSeq, a predicted model, not a curated record